UCCUUCCUUGACUUCAGCUGAUCUACCCUCAGAAUAGAACAGUGGAUUUUUUUAUGCUUGCAGGCACAGACAGACGCUGCUUUAUUGAACGAUGCUGCUGUUAACGAUCGUCGCAGGCCUUGCUGUGGUGACGACACUGCUCAUUUUAUUUGCACCUUAUAUCAGAAAAUAUGCAUCAGGAGGAGUGUGCACAUCCACAUCUCGCCUGGACGGGAAGACGGUCCUCAUCACAGGAGCCAACACAGGGAUUGGGAAGGAGACAGCCAGGGAUUUGACAAUGAGAGGUGCUCGGGUGAUAAUGGCCUGCAGAGAUGUGGAGAAGGGUGAGGAGGCUGCAGCCAGUAUACGAGCUGCUGACCCCAAAGCACAACUGGAAGUCCGCAGACUUGAUUUGGCAGAUACCUGCUCAAUACGUGCCUUUGCAAAGGAGUUCCUGAGAGACUUCGAUCACCUUCAUAUCCUCAUCAACAACGCUGGUGUGAUGAUGUGUCCUUACACUAAAACUGCUGACGGUUUUGAGAUGCAUAUUGGAGUCAAUCACUUGGGUCACUUCCUGUUGACGUACCUUCUGAUUGGCCUCCUGAAACGCAGCGCUCCGGCCCGCAUCGUCGUGGUGUCCUCCCUGGCUCACUACUUUGGAUGGAUACGUUUCCACGACCUUCACAGUCAGGGCAGCUACAACGGUGGACUGGCCUACUGCCAGAGUAAAGUGGCAAAUUUGCUGUUCGCCAGAGAGUUGGCUCAAAGACUCAAAGGCACCAAUGUGACGGUGAACGCCCUCCACCCAGGGACGGUGAACUCUGACCUUACCAGACACUCCACCCUCAUGAUGAUCUUCAUGUCACUCUUCUCCAUCUUCAUAAAAACUCCACGGGAAGGAGCUCAGACCACCAUCUACUGUGCUGUAGCCGAGGAGCUGCACUCUGUCAGCGGGAAAUACUUCAGUGACUGUGCUCCGGCCUCGGUGGCUCCACAAGGAAGAAACGACCAGACGGCGAAGAGACUGUGGGACGUCAGCUGUGAACUUCUUGGUAUUGAGUGGGAAUGAUUUGAACCAUGAUUUUGUCAAACCUUGUCCACGUGUACAUUGGGUAUUUUUUUAAUAAUGACGAAGUAAUUUUUCAAAAUUCCCUUGACAGUUAAGAGACUAGAUUUUCAGUGAUGCCGUUUAGGAGCAGGGUUUUUUUUUCGCUUGUUUUGAGCCAAUUACAAUAAGUUUAUAGCCGUUUUGUUAAGCUUCUGUUUGGCCAACAUGGCUUCAUAGAUAGGGCUAUAGCGCCACCUCUUGGUUUGGCACUUGAAAAAACUUGACUUGCACAUCCUACUGGGUUUAAUCAUAGUCCAUAUGUGGACAUAGACAUUCUGCCUGCAAAUUGAAAAACAAAAGUCCUGGAAGUGUUCAACUGGUUUUGGAAGUACUUUCAUAUGAAAGAAGUCAAUAGGAAAUGUUAGGAAAAAUCAUUCAUAAUUUAUAACACUUCCACAAACCAUGGAUGUAGUUCCAGGGCUUUGUCUAUUUUGAUUUAAUGACCACACUCACUACGGAGCAGGUCUCAGUUCUUUUAAAAGUCCAUUUAAUUUCGGUCAACAUCCAAUUUUUUCAUCUGUCAACAUUCUAAAUAAUUACCAUUUUUUGUGUAUCAAUGCAGUAAUUCCUCAGUGAAACUUUGCUUUGAUGCUGAUGCAACAGCUUCAGUCAUCUACAACCUUUCCACUAUUUUUCUGAGAUACAGACUUUUAUAAUCGUAUGUAUAUUUUACUCUAAAACAAUGUGACUUCAGCUUAAGCAAAAAACAUGAUGUACAUUAAAUAUACAGUACACAUAUUUUCUCUGUACUAGGACAGAGGUCCCCGACCUUGCUGGUGCCACAGACAGGUUUCAAAGUGUGGUGGAUAAACACUGCAAAAUAAAAGUGAUACGACUGUUAUACAAACACUUAUGAAGGUCUUAUAAAGUGACACUUAACAUGCAGAGCGAACUGGAGUGUUUCUGAGAAUCAACGAACAGGUUUCUGCUGCGUCUGUGGGCUUUUCCAUCUUAAAGACAUUCUUCAAUCUUAACCUAAUUUGUUAAAUGAUGAGUUUGGCAGUCCGCUUCAAAAACACAUGUAGUUUUAUCUGCAGAAGUUGGUGCUCACAAAGUGUUACAUCUUACGAAUGACUGUUAAGAUGCAGGUGAGAAACACAUAUGUACUGUAUAUAGAAGCCCAGCUGCUCAUGUAAUGGAGCAGUCAAGGUGUCAGCCACCAUGGGAUUCUGAGAAUGAAUUACAGUAAGUCUGAAAAUGUGGGCACUAACUAACACACAGACGGCACAUCCUGGACAACAAAGGUCCUGAGUAUUUACCAGUCAGAGCAGAGAACAUUACAGUAUUUUCAAGCACAUUUACAGAAACUUGACAACAAUGUUAAACACUUCAGAUGUAAAUGAGGCAAACACUGGGAGAUCAUCUAAUUUUUAAAACAAAUCAUGUUAAUUCCUGUUAAAAGUCAAUACGAUGAAAAUAAUGUUUUGUCUCUGUGGCCCAGCACCAAAUGACCCACGGGCCUACACCGGUCUGGGGCCCAGGGGUUGGGGACCUCUUCUGUAGGCUACUGUGAAUGGUUAUGUCAGGGUAAAAAACCAGCAUCUGUCUCCAUUACUACUUGUUUAGAGUUCCUCAGAAUCACUUCACUUUUGUGCCAAAUUUUCUACACAGUUGCAGGGUUUCUUACAUUUUAAAUCCAGAUUGAUCUGGAGAAAACCAGGACACUAUGAGAGAUCUUCAUCAACCUGUCCCACCACAUGAGCUUGAAUUACAUACCAUAGAUGUAUUUUGUGAUAUCUGUACAGUCCGUGCUAUAAGGAAGCUUGUUUCCCCCUAUUUGAAUCAAAGUGGAUAAUUUCACUGUCAUAUCGACAGAACGUGUUUCUAUUCCAUUCGCCAAAAACGGCACAUUCCUGGCGCGAAAAAGGUCGACGUUUGUAUCUUUUUUCUCAUGACGUUGUGUGUUUUAUAUAAGCAGAAUCUGCCUUUUACUACACAUAGAGUUCAUUCAUGUCCAGAGUUGAAUGUUUACAUUUGAUGUAAAAUAAACAUUGAUAAUAAAAGAACUAGAGACUCACGGUCA
Messenger RNA from Cynoglossus semilaevis (tongue sole), 3110 nucleotides. RefSeq names its product retinol dehydrogenase 12 (gene rdh12). The record is from RefSeq and is a predicted model, not a curated record. NCBI's taxonomy places the organism in Eukaryota, Metazoa, Chordata, Actinopteri, Pleuronectiformes, Cynoglossidae. The coding region runs from base 92 to 1048 and encodes 318 amino acids. The transcript is spliced from 7 exons.